GUAAGUUCCGAAAACACAAACACACGUGUGUCAGGGGAUGACGGAUGUGUUGUAAUUCUUCGUGUUUACUGUGGACUAGAUUUGGUUGAUCCUUUAGAAUGAGUGAAAAGAGAGGAAAGAAACGUCCAAAGUCCUACUACCGAAAGUCAUGUCAUCAGAAGCGUCAGAGAUUAAAUAACCUGGCUGCUGGUAUGAAGGGAUUCCUGAUCACAUGCAACAACAACGAGAAGCAGGCAGUCAGAGAGUGCUAUAACAUCCUCAAUGAAUAUGCUGAUGAUCUAUAUGGCCCUGAAAAGAGAGACAUCCUCAUCAAAGCAGACCGCUUCAGACGACUUGAUCAACCAGAUAAUGAGGUUAACCGGAGAAAAGAUGCAGGCUCAGACAAGUCUGACUCGGAGGAAGAGGAGGAUGUGGAGAAGGCCAUGGCCAGAGAGCUGAAAGCCAUCAAGGAAGUUCAGCAAAGUGCGCAGAGGCGGUUUCAAAAUACAGACACGCAUGCCAAAAACUGCAUCUUUAUCAGGACAUCGCUAGACAACCCCAUUGAACUACAUCACAAGAUAUUCUCCGACCUCUAUGAGAAAAAGGUGUCCAAGGCCAGGUAUGCUAUGCGAAUGUUGCCCAUCGCUGGAACAUGUAAAGCAGUGCUUAAUGACAUAAAGAAUCUAGCAGACACCAUCCUGCCCCCAUACUUCCCAUCAGAGAUGGGUCAAGAGAGAUCAUAUGCUGUGAUGUUUAAGGUGAGGAAUAAUAAUGGCAUUGGCAGGGACAGUGUGUUGCCGUUGUUGGGCGAAGUCGUCAAAAGUUUGAAUCCUUUGAACAGAGUGAACUGUGACAGUCCCGAUGUUGUUGUUUUAGUGGAGAUCAUCUCUAAUGUAUGUUGUUUAGGAGUCUCCACAGAUUUCUUCAAAUUCAGAAAAUGUAAUUUCCAUGAGGUUGUUAAGGAGCCUGACGUUAAACAAGAGAAGGAUGUUAAAUCAGAGGAGAAAGUGGAAAUAUCAGGAGAGAAGAAUGGAUCUGAAACAAAAGGUGAUGAACAGAAAGACAUGGCUGACAAGAGUGACCAGAAACCUGGCAAGGAAGAAGUGGCAUCCACUGAGGGAACAGUUGAGUUGGAGGCAGAAACAGAGGAUGGUGCUGAAACAAAGGAUGGGGCUGAAACAAAGGAUGGGGAUUCGGAUGGGACUGACCAGAUGGGUGAACAGCAGUCACAUGUGGCCGCCGUGAAGGAGGAAGGGGAACACGAAACCUGUAUGACGAAGGAUGAGAGAUGAACACCUGGAAGAUGGGAGCUAAUACAGAGUGUAUUAAAGGAUACAGGAAGGGGACAAGGGGGAUCAUCACGCCAAGCAGUUAUGAGAAAAUGAUUAUACUGAGGCAUUAGAAUGUAUAGAUUGUGGAGGUGAGAGGUCAUGGCAAUACUGGUGUUAUUUCACCAUUUGGUUAUGGAGCAGAGAUGUUUUACCAACCUGUAUCCUGCUUUUUCCCCAAAAAUAUUGCUGAGGGCGGCGUUAAACAACAAACUUACUUUCAAGAUGCAUGAGUAUUUCUAAGGUUAAUCUUUGGUUCAAGUGCCUACUAGAUAUUGUUCUCCCAUCUACCAUUAUUCCUGUGACCUUUUACCCAAAUGCAUGUAAAGGAUGGACACUCUUUUAUGAACUAAAUAUUUUCAGAAAUAGA
This is a messenger RNA of Haliotis rubra (blacklip abalone), 1677 nucleotides long. Its product is annotated as THUMP domain-containing protein 1-like. Gene Ontology annotation, biological process: tRNA modification. NCBI's taxonomy places the organism in Eukaryota, Metazoa, Mollusca, Gastropoda, Lepetellida, Haliotidae. Gene Ontology annotation, molecular function: RNA binding. Bases 99 to 1271 code for a protein of 390 amino acids. The transcript is spliced from 4 exons. The record is from RefSeq and is a predicted model, not a curated record.